Messenger RNA from Sorex fumeus (smoky shrew), 727 nucleotides. RefSeq names its product leucine rich repeat containing 20 (gene LRRC20). The record is from RefSeq and is a predicted model, not a curated record. Lineage: Eukaryota; Metazoa; Chordata; Mammalia; Eulipotyphla; Soricidae. Bases 58 to 612 code for a protein of 184 amino acids. The transcript is spliced from 4 exons.
GUGCCCGUAUGAGCAGCAGUCCAGCCUGGUGGCUGGCGACAGGAUACCCGCGUCUGCAUGCUGAAGAAGAUGGGCGAGGCAGUGGCCAGAGUUGCGAGGAAGGUCAACGAGACGGUGGAGAGCGGCUCGGACACCCUGGACCUGGCUGAGUGCAAGCUGGUCUCCUUCCCCAUCGGCAUCUACAAGGUCCUGCGGAAUGUCACGGAGCAGAUCCAUCUCAUCACACUGGCCAACAAUGAGCUCAAGUCCCUCACCAGCAAGUUCAUGACCACGUUCUGCCAGCUUCGAGAGCUCCGCCUGGAAGGGAACCUCCUGCAUCGCCUCCCCAAUGAGGUCAGCACCCUGCAGCACCUCAGGGCCAUCGACCUGUCCCGGAACCAGUUCCAGGACUUCCCCGAACAGCUCACCACGCUGCCCGCGCUGGAGACCAUCAACCUGGAGGAGAACGAGAUCGUGGACGUGCCCGUGGAGAAGCUGGCCUCCAUGGCCGCCCUGCGCUGUGUCAACCUCCGCUUCAACCCUCUGAGCGCCGAUGUGCGAGUCAUCGCGCCCCCCCUCAUCAAGUUCGACAUGCUCAUGUCUCCAGAGGGUGCCCGGGCCCCCCCGCCUUAGGUCCCCCUUCACGUCCACCCAGCAGGGGACAGAGGCCCUGGUGCCCCUGGGGGCGGGGGGUCGCAGAGACCCCUGGGAGGCCAAGCUUGGGGGGCUGGGGGCAGGCAGAGCAGAC